UGUCGCCCGCCCUCCGCUCACUGCCGCAGCGCCCCGCCCCCGCACUCCGGACCUGGGCAGGCGGUGGCCGCCCGGCAGCUCCCGGGCCACAUGGCUGAGGGGGACGCAGGCAGCGACCAGAGGCAGAAUGAGGAAAUUGAAGCAAUGGCUGCUAUAUAUGGCGAGGAAUGGUGUGUCAUUGAUGACUGCGCCAAAAUAUUUUGUAUUCGAAUUAGCGACGAUAUAGAUGACCCCAAGUGGACACUUUGCUUACAGGUGAUGCUACCAAAUGAAUACCCAGGUACAGCUCCACCUAUUUAUCAACUGAAUGCUCCUUGGCUUAAAGGGCAAGAACGGGCAGAUUUAUCUAAUAGCCUUGAGGAAAUAUACAUCCAGAAUAUUGGUGAAAGUAUUCUUUACCUGUGGGUGGAGAAAAUAAGAGAUGUCCUAAUACAAAAAUCUCAGAUGACAGAACCAGGCCCAGACGUAAAGAAGAAAACUGAAGAGGAAGAUGUUGAAUGUGAAGAUGAUCUUGUUUUAGCAUGUCAACCAGAAAAUCAAGUUAAAACUUUGGAUUUUGAUGUCAGUGAAAAUCGAACAGAAAUAGAAGAAUUACCUCCGAUUGAUCAUGGCAUUCCUAUUACAGACCGAAGAAGUACUUUUCAGGCACACUUGGCUCCAGUAGUUUGUCCCAAACAGGUGAAAAUGGUUCUUGCCAAAUUGUAUGAGAAUAAGAAAAUUGCUAGUGCCACCCACAACAUCUAUGCAUACCGAAUAUACUGUGAGGAUAAGCAGACCUUCUUACAGGACUGUGAGGAUGACGGGGAAACAGCAGCUGGUGGGCGUCUUCUCCAUCUCAUGGAGAUUUUGAAUGUGAGAGAUGUCAUGGUGGUGGUGUCACGCUGGUAUGGAGGGGUUCUGCUAGGACCAGAUCGCUUCAAACAUAUCAACAACUGUGCCAGAAACAUUCUAGUGGAGAAGAACUACACAAAUUCACCGGAAGAAUCAUCUAAGGCUUUGGGAAAGAACAAAAAAGUAAGAAAAGACAAGAAAAGGAGUGAACAUUAACAUCCGAAACUAUAUGAAAGGUUAAUUUGCCUAUAAUUAUAUACAAAUUCCAUGGUCAUCCAAGAAUAUAUUGUGCAGAGAGAGAACCCUGGACUGUUCAAGUCAGCCAGUUCAUUGUGAACACCAGCAUAUCUUUUGUUCUUUGGUUACAUCAUCUGCCAAAAUAGAGAACUUGUGAUAUUUUCAUGUGUGUUUCAGGCUGAUUCAGAAGGAUUAAUUUGAAGUUAAUCACCACUGCAUCUAAUUUUAGAAAGGUAACAGUUACCCAGGGCAGUACCUGAGUUAACUGUCCAUUUCAUUACAUGUCAAGUGCCUUUGUUAGGUGGGGAAGAAGUGUCUCUAGAGGAACAUAAAUACCUGAUUUCUCGUCAUUGGGAUUCUCAUUUUGUUAAGUGAGUAUUACCUUUUACUGCUCUUGAUGGUUUAUUGGAGUAGGAGCUCAUUGAAGAUGAUCUUCAAGAGUUUCUUCUUGUGGUUUUAAUUCAUAAGUCUGUCACCUUUCAUUUUAUAGUGUUCAUCAUGGAGUAAUGGAUUAAGUGAAAAUCCAGGCGUAUACACCUGCAGUUAAUGUGCUGAAGUGAUAAUUCAUCUAACAGAUUUGUUAGUAAAAGUGUUAUGCCUCAGUUUUCUGUUGCAAAUUGGUAUUUGUGAAUUUUAAAAGUGAUUUUCUAGUCUCUACUUUUUUGUUUAAUUCUUGUACUGUUAAGCAAUAAAUACGGUGUGCCAGUAGUCUCCUCCAACUGCUGAAAUGUAUCGGUGUAAUAGUCUGGUUUCUUCGAACAACCUGGAAGUACUUUUCUUGUGAUCUUCAUUGAGGAAUUAGAACUGUGCCGCCACUGUGAUAGGUUAAUGGGACAUUUAUGGAGUGGCAUAGAGGCGGCAGAACGCUGCUGGUGCAGAGUGACAGUGUGCUGUGGAGUUCCGUAAAUGUGGUGCGCUUUUCCUAUUCAUACUCCAGCUAUCUUUCUCAGCUCCAUGAUUUCUGGAGAGAAAGAACGAAUCUUUGAUGGGAAAAACAGAAAAUCCCUCUUUUUUCCCCCCAUUCUUAUAAAAUCUUCCUUUCAUCAGUUUUUUGUAAAAGUUGCUUUUUUCAUUUGCAAGUUGUAUAAUUUGCCACUAGGCAUUUAGAAAAUAAAUUUAUCUAUGAGGUAUUAUAAGUCAUUAACUAUUCCCUUUCAGAUAAUAGUUAUACGCAACUAUUAAAAAUGAUUAAUUAGUCACAGAUUUGCCUGAAAUUCCUUCAAAGAAAGAAACAGAAAUAAGGAAGCAGUUUGGAAUGGUGCUGGAGCGUGGAAAACAUCAAAGAAAAGUGGACACAUUGGUUUUUUUUCCUAUUCUCUAAUGUUUUAGGAGAUACAACAUCUUGACUUGGUAUUUUUAAUUAGAAUUUAGUAAACUGCUUUACUCUGGAAUGAAUUCUGAGAGGUAAAAUCUAAAUUACAUUUGUUGUCAGUGUGUUUAAUUGUUGUAACCCAUAUUUAUUUAAAACAUUUACCUCAAAUUCCAUGAAAAAGUAUGUUUUAUGUAUUAACUGUUAAAGAACUUAAAGGCUAUUAAUUAACAUUAAAAUGGUUUCAGUUUUGGCAUGUCAAAACCUGUCAAAGAAGAUAAAAAACAGUAAGAACUGGUGCUACAGAAAAAUGUGAGUUAAUUUUUCUGCAACACCAAAUUUGAAUUUCUUUCUAGCUGUUUUAUCUAACAUGUAUUUAGGUCUUUAUGCUGCUGCUGCUAAGUCGCUUCAGUCGUGUCCGACUCUGUGCGACCCCAUAGAUGGCAGCCCACCAGGCUCCCCCAUCCCUGGGAUUCAUCUUUAUAGAAAACCUUUUAAUCUCUGGUCCCAUUUUCCCUUACUAAAAACAACAACAACAACAACAACAACUUAUUUUUGCUUCUUUUAUUAACCACAUUUUCCAGACUAAAAAAACCCUAAUAUCCUUUGCCCAAAGUCAGCUAGUAAAAAACAGAGAUCCAGAAGUCUCCAGUUAUGGAACCUGAGUUAUUUCACACUCUUCAUUAUGGACCCCUAACUAGUUAUAGUAUCCUUUUGUCUAUUUAAAAUUUCUCUCUAUUAGAAGGUUUUCACAUUCUCCAAAUAAUAAUUCUCUAUAGCCAGAUCUAUGCUGUGGCAUAUUUUAUAGUAUAUUGUGUUAGUUAAAAAUAUUCUCCAUAUGCCAGUAUGAAAGAGCAAGUAGCAUCUACUUUUUAAAUGGCAAUAACAAUAUGAUUUGGAGGUAUAUAUCAUGGUACAGAGCCUAUUUGAAGAGAAAUUGUAUCAAAUUGAUCACAACCAAGAAAGAAUAGCAUGAAGCAGAUACUGUUUGGAAGGCAGGUAAAAUUUAUUGUGAAAAUUGUAUAGCCACUUGUAAUUCCACUGUCUAGAGAUAACGUUAUUAACAUUUGGUAUGCUUCUAUUUUUUUUCCUAUGCAUGAUUUUGUAUAUAUGGCUAUUUUUCUUUCCAUAAAAAUGGUAUUAAACUGUAUAUACUGUUUUGUAUCUUGCAUAUUUCAUAUAGAGGUAUAUUGUUAACAUUUUCCCAUGUCAAUAAAUAUUCUUCUAUGGCUUAA
This is a messenger RNA of Capra hircus (goat), 3612 nucleotides long. RefSeq names its product impact RWD domain protein (gene IMPACT). Gene Ontology annotation, molecular function: protein binding. Gene Ontology annotation, cellular component: cytoplasm. The transcript is spliced from 11 exons. Bases 91 to 1047 code for a protein of 318 amino acids. NCBI's taxonomy places the organism in Eukaryota, Metazoa, Chordata, Mammalia, Artiodactyla, Bovidae. The record is from RefSeq and is a predicted model, not a curated record. Gene Ontology annotation, biological process: regulation of translational initiation.